Messenger RNA from Lodderomyces theae, 708 nucleotides. RefSeq lists its product as uncharacterized. The coding region runs from base 1 to 708 and encodes 235 amino acids. The record is from RefSeq and is a predicted model, not a curated record. The transcript has a single exon. NCBI's taxonomy places the organism in Eukaryota, Fungi, Ascomycota, Pichiomycetes, Serinales, Debaryomycetaceae.
AUGCAAAGUAGAACAAACAAAGCACCCAAGAGCGGUACAGACUACUCAAGCGAGCUGGAAUCAUUUUUCUCUACAUUACUUGGAAAAUCGCAAGAGACACAACCCACGCAGACAAAGAUAAGUAAAGAGUCAGCCAUUUUGAUACAAAGUGCUGCUAGAUUGGAGCUAGAGUCAAUUACAUUGAAAGAGAGUCUAGCAAAAGCAAACGAAAGCAUCGAAAAAUUUUCCAAAAUGCCGUUUCAUGAAUUGCUUGAGUCUAUCAAUCAAGUAAAAAAAGACCUUGCUGAGAUGAGGGCCGAGACCAACACCAAUCAAUCUCAUUUGCAAACAGGACUCCAAAAAGUGGCUGUCAAUACUGAGUUAGUAGAUUUAAUUUCAAAAUCAACUACGAGCCAAGAGAAAGUGUGCCACAUUGUGGAUGAAAAUAUACAAGCUCUUGGGUCAUCAGCAGAGAAGAUUUUGGCCGAAACCUCAUCAAUCCAUGACAAACAGCAACAUCAGAACCACACUAUUGGUAGUAUCUCUGACCAUUUAGUAUCCCUAGACGAUGGCAUCAAGGAUAUAAAACAGUUUUUAAGUCUAUUGUUACCACGAUUGAUUACGGUGGAGAAGCUUGUUGUUCUGCUUCAGUCACAAACGCAGGCGACACUCGCCUCUUCGAAGGAUAAUGAAUCACCGGGGAAGCCAAAGCGGCGAAGAUUGGAAUAA